AUGACAACCCUGAAGGACUCAUCGAUAUCAGCAGCCACGACAGGAGGAGUGGCGGGGCAGACAAUGCUGCCCAGCACCUGCGGCGAGGAAACGGAUCUGCCUGGCGUGCCACGCGUUGGUUGCGUGGCUGUCAUCUCCUACAAGCCCCACAGCCUACACGGCUUUUCGGCCUGCGUGGUCGGAAUGGCCGACGGAAUCGCCAUUCUUGGCCCGGAUCUCACCCAGCGGCGCUAUGGUUGCCACCGCCUCCUCACGCGGCUCCUUUGGCGACCGGUAGCACCGCUUGAGGGCGGAGGAGGGCGGUCAAACGCCACCGCGCGCGAGGGCGAGAGCGCGGCCGUAUCUUGCAGUGGCACCGUCAUACUGCCGCACACGAACGGAAGCUGUGCCAGCAUUGUCGCUGUCACCGCCUGCCUCGUCGCAGGUGAGGAUGGGAACGGUGCCCAUGCGGCGCAGGAAAUUUCCAAGGACGACACGAUCGCUAUUGUGGUUGCCUGGUCCGAUGCCACGCUGCAGCACCAUAUAACGGUCCUCAUGGCUCAGUUGCGGUGUAUCCUGGCGCCGUCCUCGGCACGGAGCGUCGGCAGUGGCGGCGGACACGCGGAAGCAGAGCUGGUGCAUGUGGUGGCUCAUGAUGCCCUACCCUUGUGCCCGAUGCAGUCUGUGCUCCGUUUGUUUUACCACCCUUCUAUGGCAGUUUCCAAAAACAAGACGGCCCCGAAUCAUGUUGUGAUGUGCUCUGUAUACUCCCCGCUAGGCUCGACAACGCUGUCUGCGGGGCACUUCGGCCAGUCCGACGCAGGGGCCGGCACCAACAGCACGCCUGCCAGCACAGUUGUGAAGCAGUCGCACCCAACUGUUGGCAGUGGCGCCGCUGCAGCAGAGCUGGGCGGUACCUCGGCAGCAGCAUCAGCACGGCGACGCGGCGAGCUGCUCUUCCUCACCGUCUCCGCCUGUCAUGUCCGUGGAGCUGCUGAAGCGACGGCCGCUGCCUCCCCGUCUGUGGGCAGCGCUUGCGCCAACUGCUGCAUCCAAGUGCGUGCGGAACCGUCAGCGACCAAAGAUGUGGCACCGUGGCUGCUGCAGUUUCAGCCAGACCGCGUCAUCUGCGCCUUUGCUGUGCAGUCUACCACGACAAGCGUGAUCGCGGCGGCCGGGACGACUGAUGGUCGGGUGUACCUGCUGGGACUUACCUCGCAGCGCCUGGUGCUGCGAGUCAGCGGGCCCGUGGCCGAUGUAAUGUUUGUGCAGACGAAGCGGGCGAAUGAGCGGUCACAGACCCGCAACGCUGUCGUGGAUGCCCUAUUGGACGACGCCAUGGAGGAGGACACGCUCAAGAACGGCAGUUUUUUGAGUCACGCUGACGAGUUUGCGCGGCAUGACGGGAUGGACUGCGCCGCACUGGUGAUUCUCGAUAGCGCCGGUCACCUUCUGGUGCUGCGCGCCGUCAACAGCGGCGCCGCUACCACGCAAAGCGUUGCAGAUAUCCCGCAAGUCAUCACACUUGCGAAUGGGCAGCAGUCUACGUUCACCGCCGUGAACUCGCCAAUGGCAAGCCUCGAGGGCGCGCCCAUUAGCUCAAAAAACUUCCACGAUUUGAGCACCCUGCACCACUUCUUCAGUCGGCGCCACCUUCCACUGUCGCAGCUCCAGCAGCAGCAGCAGCAGCGGAAGAUGGGAUGGAGCGACCCCUCUCCUGCAAACCCGCCACAUGCCUCAAGCAGCCUUGCCACCUCCCCUGUGAAUCAGAGUUUCUCGAACGGCGCGACAGGCGCCGAGGAGACCACCAUAGCGGGCCAUAUCCUGAGUCGUGGCCUGCUCUGUGUGACAUGCGUCUACAACGCGAAAGGUGGUGCAGAGCUUGUCGUGAGCACAAUGGGGCAGGUGGUUGUAUCCGUGCCCUUCAGUCCCACGGACGGGUGCUUCCGCAUUGCCGGCUUCACCAUCACGCCGACCCCGAUGUUCUACGUUGGCUUCGUUGACUUCUUUGCCGACGGCAAUCCAACGGUGGUCAUGGCUGGGCUGAAGAACGUGCUCGUGGCCAGUCGCCCGCAGUCGACCAUCCGUGAUCGCGUGGAGCUGCUGCUGCGCUUGCUCGACAAGAAGGAGCGUGAGCAUCAAAACGCAGAGAGAGGCAGGGUAGACGGAUGA
Leishmania mexicana MHOM/GT/2001/U1103 is the source of this 2151-nucleotide messenger RNA. RefSeq lists its product as hypothetical. The transcript has a single exon. The record is from RefSeq and is a predicted model, not a curated record. The coding region runs from base 1 to 2151 and encodes 716 amino acids. NCBI's taxonomy places the organism in Eukaryota, Euglenozoa, Kinetoplastea, Trypanosomatida, Trypanosomatidae.